Molecule: messenger RNA, 2561 nt
Organism: Stylophora pistillata
Lineage: Eukaryota; Metazoa; Cnidaria; Anthozoa; Scleractinia; Pocilloporidae
Source: RefSeq, a predicted model, not a curated record
UGUUGUCAGAAACCGAACAUUACUGGUACUUUCGACAGUUGUGUGCACAUUUGUGUUCUGUGACAAACAGCAUUGUGUUGACUUGUUGGGACAAAUCCCGGCGCAUUAACACGUAUUGUUGUAAGCUUCGGUUUGCUUCUGUUGCUUCCCUAACCAAUAUAAAGUUUUACAGCAAACAGUACAAGAGCUUCUCGUAUCAUCAUAAUUUGUCCCUCAACACCAACAAAAUAAUACACAAGUUACUUUACACGGAUGAAAUGCAAUAGGGGCUCUAUAACAUACACGUACUACUUAAAUUUUGCAGAUAAUGCAAAAUGCCAUGUUUACUGAAAAUGCCAGAGGUUGAGUUUACUUUACAGUGAAGAAAAUACUACGACAUGUAGCACCAGUCGUACUUAGACAGUUUUCGUGACCAUGGUCAAAUUUUUCUAAUUCGCACCUGAAAACAGGCUUGUUUACGAAGCUAUCAGACCUGUUUCAGCAAUUGUUUAAGCAAAGGUCAACAUGGGGGUAACCCCCUUUCAGUUUUCGAGGAUUAAAUUCCUAAGUCCUUAUAGUAUUAUAAUGUCAAAAGAUACCUCUAUUACCACGGAAACAAAACCAAAAAUACCCAAAUUGAAGUCAAGAAAUAGCUGGCAGUUUCGGCGGUCACUUAGAUAAGAUAUUUUAACUAUUGUGAUCGGGUAUUGGACUCUGGGAUAUUUAAGAUCUUCCGGCUAUUUUGGAAUCCUGAUUGCGCUUUCUCUAUUAUAGUCCAACCUUGCGAGUCGAUAAUUUCACUUGAAGCUUCAAUAAAAUCGUGAAAAUUGGUCAAAAUCUUCGGAUAAAAACGAGAUAGGAAUAAAAUAUGGUAGGAAAACUGAAUUCUGAUACAACGCACCUAAAAGUAUUAUUUCGAUAGACUUCCUGUUUUUUUUAACCCUUCUUCAUCCAAUUAAAAUUCAUAUAUCGUUAUCACUCUUGCGUAACUGACCCUUGUCAAAUAUUCUAAAGUCAAAGGGUUAAUCCCUCAGAGUUCUUCGCAUUUCACACCGGUAACUAUAGCGCAAGACAAAGGCAUCAGCCGGCACAGCAGCAAACCGGUGGAAAAGUAUCGCGAUCGUUGCCUAUUGGAUCCUGAAAUUCUCAGAGGUAAAAAACCUACGCUCUGAAGACGUCUUUGACUGAUGGAAGGACACUUGAUAGGACUGUUGAUAACGCAUUCCUAAUACCAGCUUGUCGACCACUGUCUCUUAGCGCAUCCUGUCGCAAGCAGCUCCAAUCGUCAAUUCGCUUCCCACGAGCAAAUUUUGUCGUCUGUUGUCCAGCAGCUUGCAUCUUGGAUCGAUAAUAACCACCUAUUGCCGCGAAAAAACGGCCGGCUUCGUACAAACGAAUGUUUGCAAAUAACAUCAGCGGUUCCUUAUCGAGUUUUGUCGCAGUACAUUGACUGACUUACGGGUCCCACUUACAAGAAUAAAACGCAGUCAACUGAAGAAAGUCAACCAGACGCGAUUUUAGCCAGGCGAACGAGCGUGCCUCCGCCGUCAACUAAUGAAAGUUUCGGACAGGGACAUGGACUGGAUCUCGAUAUUACUCUAUAUAUUAUGUGGGUGCUGCGCAUUCCUUUGCUGCGUCGUUGUGUUCCUAUGCAUUACCGUGAGGCGAAUCCGUCGAGACUUGAAUGAACUCGCGAGAAAUGGAAACAUUAUUUACACUGAGCCCAUAGAAAGCGAUAUCAAAGGGAGAAAAGACAAUGAUGAGACUAACAGAAAAAGGAUGAGCUCGUCCGCCAACCGUUACACUGUGGAACCAGGCCAAGCAAAGCCACCAAACAGGUUGUCUGCGAUACAUAUAGCACCGGAUGAAACUGUCACAUACCUUCCCAGGCCUGGCGAAGAGAUUGCUGCUCAGAACGAUGCCUCAACUCACGAGACUAUUGCCUUAGGAUACGUCAACCAGUCUUUCCAACCAGGUGCUAAUGCCGACGAAAGGCGCCCCACCACCGGUAGCGACAACGCAUGCGAGAACGACCAGCCCAUUUGCCCCGAUACCAAUGGUGAAGAGAUUUACGAAAAUCAAGGCUUAGACGAGCCAAUAUACGUGAACAGGGGCGAAAUGGCGGAUUUGAAUAACCCCGAAAUGCCCGACAGAUCAUACACAAUGGAUAUAAGUGAACUUAGGUGAGAAAGAUAUCUCCCCGAGGAUUACCGAAGCCUAAAAUAAAUGGCUUUAAUAGAGACCUGAACCGAAUGAUACCGUAUCAUCGUUUAUCCCUUGGACUGCCCUGUUUGGAAUUCUUGCCCAAUAUACUUAAAACACACGGAGGCUGACACAUCAGCUGCACAAUUAAAGAAACAAUGCAAUCGAAGAAUGAAAAUUAAUUCCAGCAGUUGUCUUUGAUCAGGCUGGCUUAAAUGUCGUGACAAAAAUUUGGACGUAACAUAUUCAUACGUGAUAUCUUUGCUCUGUAUCAGAAAUCUGUUCGUACCGUUGCUGUUUUAGGGGUGAUGGACAGUAUAACAAAUGUCAUAGUUUGUGCUUGUAGGCUGAAUAAACAAUGUAACCAUCUUUUUUUUUUA